AUGGCUCCACCCCCGCCUCCUCACUACCCUUACUACUACCCCAACCGUCAUGGAGCGUACAGACGUACUCGUCAAGCAGCAGGCAGAUCCCCCGUGGGUCUCCGAAAUGACCGACGUCCCAAAGCGCGACUCGAUAACCACAAGAAGAAGACCGCCCAGCACCACGACGGAGAGAAGAAGGCCAAGCCCAAGUCCGAUACCAUUAUCAUCCGAAUUGCAAGCAAUGUCGGUGGCGAUAUUCCCAAGCUCUCAGACCCGGAGCCCUUCGAUUCCAACCCCUUUGUGAAUCUCACAAACUACAUGCAUUCCCCCACCUAUUACCCCACCCCCAUGGCUGGUCGGAUCAAUGAUCACUGCUGGCGAUCGGCGUUUCUCAAGGCCAAGGCGUUUGUCACCCAACUCACGAACGAAGAGAAGGCUAACCUGACCACUGACUUCAGCACUGCAGAUUCCCCUUGGUAUGGCGAGACUGGCGAGAUUCCCCGACUCAACUUGUCCUCUCUGCGUCUCCAAUGGGGUCUCCAUGGUGUCGGCGGCGACUCUCACUUCACCACCUUCCUUCCCGCCGGUAUAACCACAGCAUCUACCUUCAACAAAGGACUGAUGUACUCUCGUGGUGCCAUCAUUGGGAAGGAGGCUCGGAAGAAGGGCAUGGACAUCGUUCUCGGUCCUCUCAUUGAUCCCACUGGUCGAAGUGCCGCUGGCGGACGAAACUGGGAGGGAUUCGGUCCUGAUCCUUACAUGGCUGGUGUCGUUGCAACUGAGUCCGUCACUGGUAUCCAAGAUCAGGGAGUUGUUGCUACUGUGAUGCACUACGUUGGGUACAGCCAGGAGCACUUCCGAAACUUGGAAGAGUGGCAGGCCCACGGUUACAACAACCUCACAUCCUCUGGCUCCUCAUUCAUCGAUGACAGAACAAUGAACGAGGUGUACAUCUGGCCCUUCGCCAACGCUGUCAAGGCUAAUGCCGGUGCUAUCAUGUGUGCCCCUCAAAAGCUCAACAACACCCAGGGCUGCAAGAACUCCUACAUGAUGAAUUACAAGCUCAAAAGAGAGUUGGGAUUCCAAGGGUUCGUCCUCUCCGCGGGUAUGUCUCAGAACGAACCCCCUGCUGCGCUCGCCGGUAUGGAUAUGUCAAUGCCUCGGCUCAAGGCGUCUGAAAACAAGCUGCGUGAAAUGAUGCUCCGAAAUUAUGACAAAGACGGAUUCCCUCAAUCACGCCUAGACGACAUGGCUACACGAGUUCUCACCUCCUACUACUACGUUACACAGCACCGAAACGGCCACCAGUCCUUUGUCGGCGACGAGGAGAAUCUCUCCAACAAGUCAGCCUACGACAACAUCUUAGUUGAUGUUCGUGAUGGUUUUCACUACCGGGUCGCUCUCGAGAUCGCUCUCGAAGGUAUCGUUAUGCUAAAGAAUGAUGAUAGUGCCCUUCCUAUCGAGGGCAUGAGAACCAUUGGAGUGCUGGGAGCCGCUGCCAACCUUGGACCCAGUGGCUCCAAGUGCGACGACAAGUUUGGGUGCCACGAUGGUGCUAUCUUCCAAGGAUGGGGAGACGGUGGCGUCAACCCUCCGUUCGUUGUGACCCCCUACGAGGCUGUGAACGCCCGUGCUGCUCGAGACCGAAUUGUUGUUCGGUCCAACUUCGAUUCUUGGGAUCUCAACCAGGCCGAGGCCGUUGCCAGCAGCACUGAUGCCAAUAUCAUCUUCGUUGCCGCCAACUCCGGCGAGGGUAACCACGUGGUGGAUGAUAACAAGGGCGACAGAAAGAACUUCACCCUCUGGCACAAUGGCGACGAGCUCAUCAAGAAGGCUGUUGAGGUCAACGACCACAACAUUGUCGUUGUCACUGCUGUUGGUCCUGUUGACAUGGAGAAGUGGAUCGAGCACCCGCAUGUCAAGGCAGUUCUGUUCACUGGCCCUGGCGGCGAGGAGGCUGGGGCUGCUCUUGCUCACGUGCUCUUUGGAGAUUUCAACCCCAGUGGUAAGCUUCCCUUUACCAUUGCACGGAACGUCAACCACUACAUCCCCAUUGAGACCGAGGUACCUCGGGAUGGGAUUCCCAAGGCUUACUUUGGUGAGAUGAGCUUGACUGAUUACAAGUGGUUUGAUCAGAACCUCAUCUCUCCUCGAUUCGAGUUUGGUUUCGGCAUGUCCUUCUCUGAGUUCUCAUACUCUGACAUGAAGAUUACCACACAGAGAAACCCCAGUCUCACCCUUGGAGCUCCCCCGGACUACUGGGGUAAAGACGGCAACGCGACUACUGCUAAGGCGUUCCAGCAAGAGUUCAAGGCCGCUUCAGGGGACUUCCAGUUUCCUUCUGGCUAUAAUGAUGACCACAACGACGAUCCUGUCCUGAAUGGUGGCGCUGUGGGUGGUAAUCCCAUGCUCUGGGAUGUCAUGUACCAAGUUGCUGUGAGCGUGACCAACCACGGCCCCUUUGAUGGUGCAGUCGUGUCACAGCUGUAUGUCAGCUUCCCUCAGGAUGACCAGGCUCUCCGGACAGCCCCCAAACAGCUGCGAGGCUUCUCUAAGACUUCUCUUGUUGUUGGCGAGACAGCCAACGUUCUUUUUGAUCUCAUGUGGCGUGAUCUCGCAGUUUGGGAUGUUGUCAAGCAGACCUGGGUGGUACAGCGGGGCGACUAUGAUGUGUUCAUCGGUGGUUCGAGUCGGCAGUUAGAAACCCUUGGUCGCAUCACGAUUGCUUAA
Yarrowia lipolytica CLIB122 is the source of this 2712-nucleotide messenger RNA. RefSeq lists its product as uncharacterized. The record is from RefSeq and is a predicted model, not a curated record. Gene Ontology annotation, molecular function: beta-glucosidase activity. Gene Ontology annotation, biological process: glucan catabolic process. NCBI's taxonomy places the organism in Eukaryota, Fungi, Ascomycota, Dipodascomycetes, Dipodascales.